AUGGUCGUUCUUGCCGCAUCCAUUGUCGGUAAAUCUGGUAAAGUUCUAGUUUCUAGACAGUUUGUGGAGAUGUCUCGUAUAAGAAUUGAGGGACUUCUAGCAGCAUUUCCCAAGUUAAUAGGCACCGGGAAACAACACACAUAUUUUGAGACUGAGAACGUGCGCUAUGUUUACCAGCCAAUAGAAGCUCUUUACCUGCUUCUUGUGACAAACAAACAAAGUAACAUACUGGAAGAUUUGGAUACUCUGAGACUUCUCUCCAAACUUGUCCCUGAAUAUUCUUAUUCCCUUGACGAAGAGGGUAUCUGCAAACAUGCCUUUGAGCUGAUUUUUGCGUUUGAUGAAGUCAUCUCUCUUGGGCACAAGGAGAAUGUGACUGUUGCACAAGUUAAACAAUACUGUGAGAUGGAAAGUCAGGAAGAGAAGCUGCACAAGCUGGUUAUGCAGAGCAAGAUCAAUGAAACUAAGGAUGUUAUGAAGCGGAAAGCAAGUGAGAUUGAUAAGAGCAAGAUUGAAAAGAAUAGAGGUGAUAAAGGAGGGUUUGGUCCGUUGACGUCAAUGGGAUCUGGAAAAAUUGAAAAUAGCUUCAAUGAUAUGAGCAUAUCUAGCACUGGAACUGGCUUUGGAAGUGGCUCCGGUUUUGGAUUGAGUACUGAUGUUGAUUCUUUUUCUACCAAGCCUAAAGGCCGUCCAACUGCAUCUGCCACUGCUCCACCAAAGGGUCUUGGUAUGAAGCUUGGUAAAUCUCAAAAGACAAAUCAGUUUCUGGAAUCAUUGAAAGCAGAAGGUGAGGUCAUUGUUGAAGAUGUUCAGCCAAGACCUAGCCAGUCUCGGACAGCUGCCCCGCCGCUUACUGAUCCUGUCACUUUAACUGUUGAGGAGAAAUUAAAUGUGACACUGAAACGAGAUGGUGGAGUUGGUAGUUUUGAUGUUCAAGGCACAUUGUCUCUCCAAAUUCUUAACCAAGAAGAUGCAUAUAUUCAAGUUCAGGUCCAAACCGGUGAUAAUCAAGCCAUCUCUUUCAAGACACACCCUAAUAUGAACAAAGAGCUAUUUGCCAAUGAACAUAUUUUAGGUCCAAAGGAUCCCAACAGGCCUUUCCCCACCGGUCAAGCCAGUGAUGCUGCAGGUGUUGGACUUUUAAAGUGGAGAAUGCAAAGCACCGAUGAGUCAAUGGUGCCAGUGACAAUCAACUGUUGGCCCUCUUCUUCUGGAAAUGAAACUUACGUCAGCAUUGAAUAUGAGGCUUCAUCAAUGUUUGAUCUACAGAAUGUUGUGAUUUCUGUACCUCUUCCACCUCUUCGAGAUGCACCAUCUGUUAAACAGGCUGAUGGAGAAUGGAGGUAUGACUCUAGGAAUUCCAUUUUGGAGUGGUCUGUACUUCUGAUUGAUAAUUCAAAUCGCAGUGGGUCAAUGGAGUUUGUUGUUCCACAAGCUGAUUCAUCAGCAUUCUUUCCCAUUUCAGUUUGUUUUAUGGCAACUGAUACAUUUAGCGACCUGAAGGUUACGAAUAUUAUACCGGUUAAGGGUGGUAAUCCUCCGAAAUACGCGCAGAGAACACAGUUGACAACAGAAAACUACCAAGUUGUGUGA
Messenger RNA from Lathyrus sativus (Indian pea), 1593 nucleotides. NCBI's taxonomy places the organism in Eukaryota, Viridiplantae, Streptophyta, Magnoliopsida, Fabales, Fabaceae. The record is from the annotation of a GenBank genome assembly.